AUGGAGGACCACCAUUGCAGAGACUCUCUCUUCCCAACCUCCACCCUCAUUCCUGUCACCACCAUUUGCAUCCUGCUCUUCAUCAUCGGGAUAACCGGCAACACCAUGACCAUCCUCAUUAUCAACCGCUUCAAGGACAUGAAGACCACCACCAACCUGUAUCUCUCCAGCAUGGCCAUCUCAGACCUGGUCAUCUUCCUCAGCCUCCCCUUCGACCUCUACCGCCUCUGGAAGUACGUACCCUGGGUCUUUGGGGAGCUGGUGUGCCGUCUAUCACACUACAUCAAUGAAGGAUGCACCAACGCCACCAUUCUUCACAUCACAGUGCUCAGCAUGGAGCGUUACCUGGCCAUCUGCUUCCCUUUCAAAGCCAAGGCUGCCAUCACCAAGAGAAGGGUCAAGUAUGUCAUUCUGGCUCUGUGGGGCUUCGCCCUUCUGUCUGCUGCACCAGUGUUCUUCCUGAUGGGCGUGGAGUACGAGAACGAGACGAUGCCUGACCCGGCCACUCGGCAGUGCAAGCACACACGCUAUGCCAUCGAAUCGGGGCUGCUGCACACCACUAUCUGGGUGUCGACCGCCUACUUCUUCUGCCCCAUGUUUUGCCUGCUCUUUCUGUAUGGAUCCAUCGGUCGAAAGUUGUGGAAGAGUCGUCAUGAGCUUCAUGGGCCCAAUGCAGCAGCCAGACAGAAGGUUAACAGGCAAACCGUCAAGAUUCUGGCUGUUGUUGUGUUGGUCUUUGCCAUCUGCUGGCUGCCUUACCACAUCGGUCGGUUCCUCUUCACACACGUGGAUGACUACCACACCGCCCGCCUCAGUCAGAACUUCAACGUGGCCUCCAUGGUGCUCUUCUACCUGAGUGCCUCAAUUAACCCCGUCCUCUACAACGUCAUGUCCAACAAGUACCGCUCUGCCGUCAAACGCCUCUUCCUGUUGCCCCACAGGCGCCAACACGGACCCAACCGGAGACAUAUCUCGACCCGUGAUGACAUUACCAUGUGCACAGAGAUGUUCAAUGGGGUGAAAGAGACCAUGAUGACAGAGGAGGGCUUACGGUAACAUCAUCCUGGCUGAAGAGGAGCACAGGA
Molecule: messenger RNA, 1085 nt
Organism: Sinocyclocheilus anshuiensis
Lineage: Eukaryota; Metazoa; Chordata; Actinopteri; Cypriniformes; Cyprinidae
Gene: mlnr
Product: motilin receptor
Exons: 2
Coding region: 1-1056 (351 amino acids)
Biological process (GO): G protein-coupled receptor signaling pathway
Cellular component (GO): plasma membrane
Molecular function (GO): G protein-coupled peptide receptor activity
Source: RefSeq, a predicted model, not a curated record